GCCGAUCCUUCCAACGGUCAACAUAUACCAACACUACUAGCUACCUACCCAAGUACCGGCUCCAUAAAGUCAUGAUCUUGUACGGAAACUGCAAUGUACUAUGUAAGAUAAACAUGCCUAAGGUACCAUCCAUUGGCAGCUCAACAAGGCGCAGGCCCUUACGUUCCCAUCUGUGCGACUUAUACUAUGUCGAAUUAGAUCAUAUUAACAGAAGCGGUAACGCUAUCGCUCGGCGGUCUUUUGUUUCUUCAUUUUCGUCUUAUAUAUAGUACGUUGGCUUCGCUUAGUCCUACCCUACAGUGGUAAACGGUUCUUUACUACGUCUCUCCAGCAGGCAACUUAUGAGGGGAUCGAUGAUAAAGCUACUAUUUCUCCCACGACAAAUCAAGCCCAACCAAGGUCCAGAAUUUGCCUAUGGCUGCCGCCUCCUCUAAGACUCCUCUCGUGUCUGGGCACACCGAGGAGAAACAAGCUACCCUAUUCGCUGACCUCCCGCCGUACUCAGACCCUACAACGGGAUUCGUGUCACGACUUCCACGGUCAUGGAUUCCCUAUGCUCAGCUCAUGCGUCUGGAACGGCCUGCCGGCCUGUAUGCCUUCUAUUUCCCCUACUUAAUCGGCCUCAUGUACGCUGCAUGUAUCGCCCCUACCGCUCCUGAGCCUCUUGUAUUACUACGACUGGCGGCGAUAUUCUUGCCCAUGAAUAUCCUCCUACGUGGCGCUGCUUGCUGCUGGAACGACACCGUCGAUCAGGACUUCGAUAGACAGGUAGAGCGCUGUCGCCACCGGCCCGUGGCGCGCGGUGCCGUCUCGACUACCUCGGCGCACAUCUUCACUCUGGUGCUGCUGGUAGCUAUCUACCCCAUCUUGACCCUGUUCCCGUCGGGGUGUAAAUUGCACAUGGCAAUCAGCGUGGUGCUGUUCUUCGUCUACGCACUCAUGAAGCGCGUGACGUACUAUCCCCAGGUCUUCCUCGGGUUCCCCUUCGCGUGGGCUAUUUUCUUCUGCGCCGCCUCGCUAGACGUCGACCCGUUCGGCGUGUACGCCGCUCCGACAUGCGCUCUUUUCGGCGCCAAUGUCUUGUGGACUAUCAUCUACGACACCAUCUACGCGCACCAGGACGUCAAAGACGACGAGAAGGCUGGUGUCAAGAGCAUGGCCUUGCGCUUCCGGAACAACACCAAAUUCCUCGCGAGUACUUUGGCUGUGGGCAUGGUCGUUCUGCUCACGCUAUGCGGUGCGUGGACGGGCAGCGGCACGCUGUACUACGUUGGUACCGUGGGAGGCGUUGCUGCAGCUAUGACGUGGUAUAUCUACAGCGUAGACCUGGGGAAUCCGCAGAGCUGCGGCGCUUGGUUCCAUGACCAGUUUUGGAUCGUUGGUGGCGCUCUGAUGGCUGGGUUUACGGCUGACUAUUUGUGCCGUGCGGCAGACGAGAUAACCCGACGUUAUUAGUUGCGGAAAGGAAUAUAGGGGUAUGUAGGACGGCUGGAAAAAGCGAAGUAAAGCAUAUCACGGCGGUUCUGGUAACGUGAAUAGGGAUGGCAAAAUAGCCUCCUAUGUGGAUAAUGAUUCAACCUCUGUUACCUCUGCAUCUUGUUGGUCUCUACAGUACCGCUUAAGUCAAGGGCGUAUGGCAUUUACCAGGUACCGUGGUACUACCUAAGGAGGUACCUAGCAAAAUGUUAGAACUUGAAAUAUAUAAACCAUAUUAUUCUUCAAAUACCAGUCCGCAAUUAACCGACACUGUAUGUUGAUCG
Molecule: messenger RNA, 1760 nt
Organism: Daldinia vernicosa
Lineage: Eukaryota; Fungi; Ascomycota; Sordariomycetes; Xylariales; Hypoxylaceae
Product: putative 4-hydroxybenzoate polyprenyl transferase
Exons: 1
Coding region: 415-1455 (346 amino acids)
Biological process (GO): ubiquinone biosynthetic process
Cellular component (GO): mitochondrial inner membrane
Molecular function (GO): 4-hydroxybenzoate polyprenyltransferase activity
Source: RefSeq, a predicted model, not a curated record